AUGGUAGAAGGAGAGUUCUGCUCAACUGGUCGAGAUUCCACCGCCACUGGACAAUGCAAUGUAACCUCAUACGACGCCCGAGUCAUCAACUCUUCGCGUUGCGGGGAAUCGUCAGCAUCGACAGCAGAUGUUUACUCCUCAGGUGGUGGUGGGAUGACAAUGAGUUCAGCUUCAAGCUCUCAAGUUGGCCAACCAGAGCCUUACUUUUACGUCAGCGAGGGGACAUAUUAUCAUUACAACAAUGGAGAUACGACUAGGUCAGAAGUUUGGCCAAAAGUGUGA
Molecule: messenger RNA, 282 nt
Organism: Glarea lozoyensis ATCC 20868
Lineage: Eukaryota; Fungi; Ascomycota; Leotiomycetes; Helotiales; Helotiaceae
Exons: 1
Coding region: 1-282 (93 amino acids)
Source: RefSeq, a predicted model, not a curated record